CCGCCUUCGACUGUCACACAAACUACUAAACUAUACUAUCCGAUGGCAUGUGGGCCGACGCCCCCGCAUUUGUUUUCUCGGCGCAGCGUCGUCGGGAUUUUCCGCGCGCAGCCUGGAAAGGAAUAGAGGCAUCGACGAACCACCUUCAAUUUCUCUCUCUCUCUCUCUGUGUGCCCGCGGUGUUUUGUUUGAAGAUGUAGAGAGUUCCAUUCACACGGCCCGAUUUUGUUUGAAGAUGUAGAAAGUUCCAUUCACACGGCCAAAAGGGAAUCAGAGAUUCUAUCGGGUGAGAGGUCUGCUGCAGCCACUGCCAGUUCUCUGGCACUAGUCGCUCUUGGUGUGUUGUUGCUUUCACGGUUGCGAUGACAUCUUCAGGCCUUGACUUGCCUCCAGAUCAGGCUGGGGGCUUGCGAGAGAGAGAAAAUGGAGAUGAGGAGGAGGAGGACGAUGAAGAGGAAGAGGAGGUUUUGCUAGGACAUUGUGUGGAACCGGUAGAUCCUGAUGAUUUUGCCCCCGUUCGCUUCCCCAGCAAGGUAGGCGGUGCUCCGGUGUGGCUCGACCCAGUAAAUAUGCCAAGCGGAGACUGCAUAUGCUGUCAAGUGUGUGGAAAACCACUGGAUUUUUUGCUCCAAGUGUAUGCUCCUGUGGACUCCGUGGCAUCUGCCUUCCAUCGCUCUGUGUACGUCUUUGCAUGCCGAAAUCUUCAAUGCUUGCUGGAACACUCUCGGAUGCAGAACAAGGACGAAACGGUGCAGGAAGAAAGGAGUGGAGAAGGAGGAGGAAGUGCAGCUUCCUCAGCUUCGCCCUGCCUCCCAAAGAAGAAGAGUGUGAGGGCGUUCAGGUGCCAGCUUCCAAGAGCCAAUCAAUUUUAUCCGUACGAUGCCCCCAAACCUGCUGAUGAGGAACCUGUGUCGCUGCCUGCCCUAGCAACACCACCCUUAUGUGAAUGGUGUGCUACAUGGAAGGCUGAAAAGAGGUGUGGGGGUUGCCGGCGUUCACACUACUGCUCGAGGUGCCAUCAAGUUGAUCACUGGAAGGGGGGUCAUGCACCUGAGUGUCGCCACUUCCAGGCGCAGGCGAAAGAGUCGCAGCAGCCGGGAGCAUCUGGAAGAGCCACCGACUCUAUCACUUCAGCGCACGUGAUGGCACCAUGGAAGAGAGGAGCAGUGGCACGUGUCAAACCUGUGAAUCCGAGAGUGUGGCCAGAGUAUGCUUUGGAGGUUGAACCAGAGCCACUGGAGUCGGCGGAUGGAGAUGUCCUCAACGACACAGCAAACGGCAAAGAUGACGGAAACACACAAUGCUCCACGACGAGGGAUAGGAUUGCUGCGUUGCUUGCAGACUAUGAGCGGCGACUUAAGGAAGGGGAUGCGGAUUACCCCACAGAGGAGUUAAGAGAGACUGAAGAAGGUGUGGCUUCCCUGCAUGAGGGGCAGAAGCAAUGGGCAGAAUUCGAAUCCAGGGUGGCACGCGCUCCUCAGCAGUGUCUGAGGUAUUGCUACGCCGAGAGAGCAAAACCCCUUUGGCCCCAGUUGUCGUACCGCCCAACGCCUUCCAGAAUCGCUGCAUGCGGAAGAUGCAGGAGCCCCCGGAUUUUUGAGUUUCAGGUGCUGCCACAAAUUCUUUACUUUCUCAAAGUGGAUAGCAGUGAUGAGAAUGCGCUGGAUUUCAGCACCCUAGCCGUUUACACGUGCGCAAACUCUUGUGACACGCUAGUGGCAGGAGACGGUAGCGCAGGAAAGGAGGGAUCAUAUGUGGAGGAGCUAGUCUGGAGACUUAUUGCAGGUGUGUAUGUGGAAGAAGAAGAAGACGAAGAAGACGAAGAAGAGGAGGAGGAGGAGGAGGAAGAAGAAGAGGAGGAGGAGGAGGAGGAGGAGGAGGAGGAAGAAGAAGAAGAAGAAGAAGAAGAAGAAGAAGAAGAAGAAGAAGAAGAAACAAGAACAAGAAGAGGGGAGGAGGAGGAAGAAGAAGAAGAAAAGGAGAAGAAGAAGAAGAAGAAGAAGAAGAAGAAGAAGAAGAAGAAGAAGAAGAAGAAGAAGAAAAAGAAGAUGAUGUUUGGUGAUGGAGGAUGGCAUCCAAGAGGGGGGCAUGAAACGUGGGCGAAGAAGAAGAAGCAGAAGCAGCGAAAGAAGAAGAAGAAGAAGGGUGGUGGAGGAUGGUGGGCAGAGGGCCACGAGAUGGUGGCCAAGAAGAAGAAGAAGAAGAAGAAGAAGAAGAAGAAGAAGUGAAGAAGAAGAAGAAGAAGAAGAAGAAGAAGAAGAAGAAGAAGACGGCUGGUGGAGGAUGUUGGGCAGUGGUGCUCAAAAUG
This is a messenger RNA of Chara braunii, 2308 nucleotides long. NCBI's taxonomy places the organism in Eukaryota, Viridiplantae, Streptophyta, Charophyceae, Charales, Characeae. The record is from the annotation of a GenBank genome assembly.